AUCAGAAGAGAAUCAGAACAUUUUUGGAGGACUACGCUGCCAUGAAGCCUACUCGAUAUUCCUAUGCUGAUAUCAAGAGGAUCACAAAUGACUUCAAGGAUAAAUUAGGUGAAGGAGGCUAUGGAAAUGUGUUCAAGGGCAAAAUUUCAAAUGAAAUAUUUGUUGCCGUGAAGCUGCUGCACAAUUCCACAGGAAAUGGGGAAGAGUUUAUAAAUGAAGUAGGAACAAUGGGCACAAUCCACCAUGUAAAUGUUGUCCGCUUGGUAGGCUUCUGUGCUGAUGGAUUCAAAAGAGCUCUUGUUUAUGAAUUUUUGCCAAACGGUUCUCUGGACAAGUUCAUAUUUCCGGAAGGUCAAGAGCAUCAUAACCUUGGAAUGGAGAAGUUACAAAACAUUGCAUUUGGCAUUGCACGAGGUAUCGAGUACCUUCACCAAGGAUGUGAACAGAGGAUCCUCCAUUUCGAUAUCAAACCACAUAACAUCUUGCUUGACAACAACUUUAACCCAAAAAUAUCUGAUUUUGGGUUAGCCAAGCUUUGUGAAAAGGGAAGAAGUGCAGUUUCAAUGACUGCUGCAAGAGGAACCAUGGGCUACAUUGCCCCUGAAGUCUUCUCAAGGCACUUUGGCAAUGUGUGUUACAAAUCAGAUAUCUAUAGUUUUGGGAUGCUGUUGCUUGAAAUGGUUGGACGACGGAAGAACAUUGAUGCCAAUGUGCAAAAUGUUAGCCAAGUGUACUAUCCCGAAUGGGUUUACGGACGGUUGGUUCAAGAGGAAGACUUGAGAAUCCAAGUUGAGGAAGAUGGAGAGGAUGUCAUUGCCAAAAAAUUGGCAAUUGUAGGACUUUGGUGCAUUCAGUGGAACCCUGUGGAUCGUCCUUCAAUAACCUUCGUUCUUCAGAUGCUUGAAGGAAAUGGAGAAAGUCCGAGUCUUCCACCGAGUCCUUUUACCUCAACAGAUCCCAUGAAUCCAAGUAAUCCAAGCUUGCAUAGAAGACAUUUGGCUUCAGGAUUGGCAGUGAUCUCUGAGUUAGAAUAAGAUGCUUCAGGAUUGGCAGUGAUCUCUGAGUUAGAAUAAGAUGUUGAAGGUUAAUUUCAACUGAAAGUCUUGUGUAUU
This is a messenger RNA of Coffea eugenioides, 1112 nucleotides long. Its product is annotated as rust resistance kinase Lr10-like. The record is from RefSeq and is a predicted model, not a curated record. Gene Ontology annotation, biological process: protein phosphorylation. Gene Ontology annotation, molecular function: ATP binding; protein kinase activity. NCBI's taxonomy places the organism in Eukaryota, Viridiplantae, Streptophyta, Magnoliopsida, Gentianales, Rubiaceae. The transcript has 2 exons. Bases 42 to 1034 code for a protein of 330 amino acids.